GAAAAUAAUUGUAAAAUGUUUAAACAAAGGUAGAUUGUCUACCGUGGUUUAAACCUACUUUUAAUCUGUUCAAUAAUCAAUAAUAUGUUCAUCUUGUCAGUCAUUACUCAUCAUAUUUUGUUCUUCAAUUUCCCAUAUACCUACUUUCGAUACUUGAUUACGAUUUACGUUUUAAAAUACAAGAUUAUUAAAAUCGUUUUCAUCAGAAUACAUUAAACUUUUAGUUAUCUACCAAAUUGUUCACUCGCAGAAUAUGGAGGCCCAGACUGAAGCUGCAAAAAAGGCAAAAGAGUUCUAUGAAACAUUCAAAAUCGAAGUAGAGAAUCGUAUACUUCAAAAAUUUCCUGAACGAAUAAUACAUUUAAAUGAGUUACUCAAAAUGCCUGAAUUUCAUAUUGCUGCAAAUGACAUAAAAUGUAAAUUAGAAAUCCCUACAAUUUCUAAAAUAGAAAAGAAUGUAAAAAAUUGUGAUGAAAAAAAUGUUGUGAAAAGGCCACGUUUAGAUUCAAAUUCACAUGAUUUGAUUCCAGAACAAACGCACAUACCACACAAUAAAAAUAUCACUGAAGCCCUUAAAAUUCUUAAACCCAAUAUCAAAGAAUUAGCUGAAGAUGUCAAUGAUGUAAAGCUUUGGGUAUCCUUAUUUAUACCAAAAAUUGAAGACGGCAAUAAUUUUGGAGUAGGUGUGCAAGAAGCGAUUAUUCAUGAGGUAGAGCAAGUUAAAUCCAUUAUAGACACAUAUUUAGAACAAGUAUCACUCUAUUAUGAAGUUCGUGGAAAAUUUAUCACCAAGGUUUUCAAAUACCCGUAUAUUGAAGACUACCGGUGUACUGUUGCAGAACUUGACUACAAACAAUACUUUUAUUUGACUCAUACCUUAUGCGAUAUCUGCAAUACUUAUAAAACACUGCAUGAUAUAGUCAUCAAAAACAUUGAAAAAAUAAAGAAGCCUCGGUCAUCAAACACUGACAGUUUAUAUUAAGCGCAGUAAAACCACGGACCACAAAUUAAAAUACAGUAGAAAUCGUUUAUAAUGACACUGGUUGUAAUGUUAUAUUGGGUAUAAUGACCUUAGAUUGAAAGUCCCUGCAAAACUCUUAUAUUGCAUGUACUAAUUUGUAUUGAUUAUUAUGACGUCUGUAUAAUGGCUAUACCAAUGUUAUGACGGUUGUUUUUGGUUAUAUUGGAAAAAUUAAGUCCAUAAAAUACAUUUUGAAGCACUAGAAAGAAAAAUUGUGAUUUUUUUACAGUUUAAUUUAAAAUAAAAUUUUUUUUAACAAAAUGUUGUAAAUUAUUUAAUUCUAAAAUAAUAAUUUAAUUAAUUCAUUUAAAUGAUUUUAUUUUUACUUUUGUCUAUAUGUAUUGAAGUUACAAUUUUUUUUCAUAAUUUUGAUUAUUAUGACCUAUUUUCCUUGGUCCUUUGAACGUCAUUAUAAACAAUUUUUACUGUAUACUGGAUACCCAACGACCUAUACAACCUACACCUAGUGAUUGUUAUCAUAUUAGUGACAACUUUUACAAGAGUUUAAAUUCCACAAAUUAAAUUAAUAAUUACUAGCAAGUAUACAUUAUACUAUAUAACUAUAUUAUAUAUUAAUAUAUUAACAAAUAUAUUUUUGUUUUAUACAACAAUGAGAAUCAUACAGUAUUCAAAAUUGGUGUUUAAAAACACAAAAACAAAAAAAUUAUUCAAAUUAGAAGACAUAAUUAGUAAUUUAAGUUUAUAGUAUUGUAUUUUAAUUAGAGUAGUCUUUCAUGGAAUUUUGUAUAAUUCUAUAAUAAAUUAGUUAUUAUAACUAUAUUAUAAAUAAUGUAAGUAGGUACAUAAAUUUUUUUUAAAUAUUCAUUAAAUAAUAAAAUAUACAUUUCUCUAUUAAUAUUUACUACUAAGUACUUAUCUACUAUAUGCUUUAAAAUAAUCAUUAUAUUAUAAUAUAUAAUUAUAAAUUUAAAUAUCACAUUAUAAUAUAUAUUACAUUAUACUUUAAAAUAUUAAAAUAGUCAAUACAUUACUAUAUUAGUUUAUAUUGAAUUCCUUUGGAGUACUAGUGCACAUUUGCACAAAAAAAUUCACUUUAGGGGCUCGAUUUCAUUUAUCUUUGGGUAUUCUGUUUCCAUAAAUAUAAAUAAUUUCUAUAACAAGGUAAUUCCUCUAUACAGAAACCCUUGAUAAUCAUAUUUAAUAUUUGUAGCUGAUUAUUGAUUCAUUAGAAGAGACAAAUGAUUCUAUAUUGUAACUUCUUGCCUGUCAUGAACUUCAAAAUUAUUUAUAAUUAUUCUGCUGUGUUAUGACUAUUGAGUUUCAAGAAUGGAAAUUGUAUAUUCAUAAUAAAUGAAAACUAUUUUAUUUUAUGAAGAUUAUUGACACUGGCUUAGAAAUGAAUUGAACCUACAGGUCAAGUAUAGUAACCAAAUAACAGACCAACACGAGUAGAUAUUAAAAACAAAAAAAAAAAACACUUUGGCCAAUUAUCUGUUCAGUAGGGUCCUUUAUGCUAUUUUUCAGAGGUCAAAUCUUCCGUAAUGUGAUAUAUUACACAUAUAUCACAUAUAUUAUAUCUACCUGGUUGCAAAUAUUUCGAAAAUUUUUUACAGUUAAUACAAUUAAAAUAUAUUGUUUUUGUGUAAAUAUAACAAUGGUGUGAAUUAUAUUUUAUCUUGAUACUUAAUACCUUUGUUAUUUACAUAUUCAGUGAUAAUAUUUCUAAUGCUAUCAAUAAUUUGAUAUAUUUGACUAUGGCCAAUGGAUAAUAACAAAAAUACAUACGUGUUAUAUAAAAUACUUAUAUAAUUAAUAAUUAGGUUUAAAAAUUUAAUAUUACCUAAUAAUA
Molecule: messenger RNA, 2831 nt
Organism: Aphis gossypii (cotton aphid)
Lineage: Eukaryota; Metazoa; Arthropoda; Insecta; Hemiptera; Aphididae
Product: proteasome activator complex subunit 3-like
Exons: 6
Coding region: 254-982 (242 amino acids)
Biological process (GO): positive regulation of endopeptidase activity; regulation of proteasomal protein catabolic process; regulation of G1/S transition of mitotic cell cycle
Cellular component (GO): nucleoplasm; cytoplasm; proteasome activator complex
Molecular function (GO): endopeptidase activator activity
Source: RefSeq, a predicted model, not a curated record